Molecule: messenger RNA, 2473 nt
Organism: Cynoglossus semilaevis (tongue sole)
Lineage: Eukaryota; Metazoa; Chordata; Actinopteri; Pleuronectiformes; Cynoglossidae
Gene: angptl3
Product: angiopoietin-like 3
Exons: 7
Coding region: 128-1540 (470 amino acids)
Biological process (GO): triglyceride homeostasis; phospholipid catabolic process; phospholipid homeostasis
Source: RefSeq, a predicted model, not a curated record
UUCUUUCACAUCAUUUAACCAGCAGUCUGGGUUAUAUAGACAGGAAAGAACACCAGGAACAGCAAAGAGGAAAAGAACUCAACAGGAUCAUUGCCCAGGAUAUUCCAGGAUUGGGAGCCAAAUCACAAUGAAGCUAUUUUAUAUAGUACUGCUACUUGCUAGUUGUACUGCUGCUGUCCCUCUGGAAAUCACAACUAGACAAAUGCAACCCACUUUACAGUCACAGGGCUUUACCACAGAACCCAGUCCUACUGAGGAAAAGUCACGCUUCGCCAUGCUGGAUGACGUUCGACUGCUUGCCAACGGCCUACUGCAACUUGGCCAGAGUUUACGAGAGUUUGUGCGCAAGACCAAGGCCCAGAUCAACGACAUCUUUCAAAAGCUAAACAUUUUUGACCGUUCUUUUUACCAGCUCUCAGUUGUCACUUCAGAGAUUAAGGAGGAAGAGGAGGAACUGAAGCGAACUACCAACUACUUGAAGGCAAACAAUGAGGAAAUCAAGAACCUGUCGCUGGAAAUCAACUCAAAAAUCAACAACAUUAUGCAGGAACGCACACAGCUACAAAGCAAGGUGGGAAGUCUUGAAGAGAUGCUAAAGGGACUUUCACAGAGCAUAGUGCCUGCUGACCAGCUGAGCGAAAUCACAACUCUCAGGGAUGUGAUUGAAACACAAGAGAAAACCAUUUCCAAUCUACUGAAGGCAGUGAAAGAGCAGCACGAUCAACUAGACUACCAGAAAAACAAAAUCAAAAACCUGGAAGAAAAGCUAAGUUAUGACAACUCUCAAGACACAGUUGAUAAACCAAUGGAUUCAGACCUAGCAGCUCCUGACAUGUUUGAAUAUCUGUCCGAAAAUGCAACUGGGCGGGAUACAAAAGAUCUCCCUAUGGACUGUGGGGAGUUGUUUAACAAAGGGAAAACAAAGAGUGGAAUCCAUGUUAUAAAGCCAAAUGGAUCAGAACCAUUUAAUGUCUACUGUGACAUGAGCUCUGAUGGAGGUUCAACCGUCAUCCAACACAGGGCGGAUGGUUCAGUGGAUUUUGACCAGACAUGGGAGAAAUAUGAGAAAGGUUUUGGAAAUCUGGAAAAGGACUUCUGGCUGGGCCUAGAAAAGAUUCACAGUAUCGCACAGCAGGGAGAUUACACCCUACGUAUUGAUAUGGAAGACUGGAAGGAGGAGAAACACUGGGCUGAGUACCAGUUCUCAUUGGGUGGUCCCUCAGAAUACUACACUCUACAUGUCAGCAAUUUUUCUGGGGACAUACUGGAUGCCUUGACCAACAUGACUGGCGUUAGAUUCUCUACUAAAGAGGGGACUAACGACAAAACUCGGAACGCUGACUGUACUCGUAGUUACACAGGAGGUUGGUGGUUUAAUGGAUGUGGGGAGACCAACCUCAACGGACGGUUUACUUGGUUGAGAGCAAAGAGCCGUUCUGCAAGAAGGAGGGGCAUCUACUGGAGACCUGGUGCAGGGUCUUCAUACGCCCUAAAGAUGACCAAGAUCAGCCUGCGACCAGUCCUCACUCAAACAAUCUAAACUUAAUCCCACUACGGACAUCUGUUAUCACUGCGCUAAAAUCAAAUACUUAACCAUAGAGGCUCAAAGAUAGAUAAAGUAAAAUGAGCCACCACAGAAAACACCACAGUCUACGUGAAAAAAAACAUCUUGAAUGUAUCUGUAACAUUUAAUGUAAUUUAUGUUCAAACACCACUCUGCCACAGACUGAGGCAGAUGAAGGCCAAAAAUGUUCAAAGUCACAAAAUGCUAAACAGUCAAACACUGAUGAAACUCUUGCCACAUGGGUCAUCAACCUGUCAGAUUUGGGCCAAUGAGGACAGUAGAACUGCCCUUAUGCAACAUCUGCAGGUACUUGCAAAAUGGACAUAUUGAUCCAUAGUAAGCAGCAUGUUGCUUUAUGGCAAUGCUGCAUUUGGAGAGUUGUCUUCACAUAAUUACCCCACCAGUGAUAUGGACUUUAAUACAUAUGGUAAUUUGUCAGCUGUUUAAACAUAACAUGAAUCUGGCUUGCAUGUUUUAAAGACCUACACACAUAAUUGCAUGCAUUUUUUAAGAAAAGGCUGCAUAUCUUACAUUUAAAAAAAAUGCUAAUACGCUUUUAAAAAUGACGGCCAUGUGUCCCCAACAACAGAACGAAAAUUGCGAUUUCAAUGUAAACUGUGUUAAUGCACUGGCGAGACCUUGGACCAUUUUUAAUGUUUUUUUUUUAUUCUUACUCUGUAAAGUAUUUAAGCCAUGUGCAUAAUAUGUGAAUAAUGUUGGUACUGUUAGGAUCAUCAUUCUCAUGUAUAUUCAACAUUAUUGAGUCAUAUUGACUCUUGUUCAUUCUUUCAACUGUACUGUAACUGUGCCUCACACCAACAUGUCACCUUGCCACAUAGCCGUGCUCUGAAAAAAAAAAUCAUAUUUAUGUCAACACAAUAAAAAAAAAUCAAUGUGACGUAAGUCUUA